This is a messenger RNA of Anguilla anguilla (European eel), 2937 nucleotides long. Its product is annotated as homeobox protein Hox-B2a-like. The transcript has 2 exons. Gene Ontology annotation, molecular function: DNA-binding transcription factor activity, RNA polymerase II-specific; DNA binding. Gene Ontology annotation, biological process: regulation of DNA-templated transcription. Bases 1259 to 2383 code for a protein of 374 amino acids. Lineage: Eukaryota; Metazoa; Chordata; Actinopteri; Anguilliformes; Anguillidae. The record is from RefSeq and is a predicted model, not a curated record.
CAUCUGUAGCUCCAUGAGGCAAGAGAGCGCUUCCUUUGUUAUGACCAGGAGUAGAGGGGAUACAUUCUUGAGGGUGGUUGCAGCUUUUGCUGUCAAGCGGUUUGCCGAGAAAAAGAUUGAUCACUGCUAUUAUUUCACCACUUGGUACCUAAAAAUAUCUUCCUUUGCUAAUUAUUUUCAAACCUUGUAGUAACUAGCAAUAUUUAUUAAAAAUACUCUCAUUCAAAGCCGAUUAAGAAAAAUCCACUCUAGAUAUUAGAUUAUGAUGUAGGAAAUAAAACGUGCACAUCCGUACAUCGGGAAAUAGGGAUUCCAUGUGAACAGGACCUUUCAACGAACCUAUGGCAGUCUCUGCUGCACACGAGCCCGCUUUCGUUACUUAAAGCAAACGUGGUGCAGUUUAAGGCCUAGUGGAAGAUCACUAGCGAAAUUAUUCUUUAAAUGACAAAUCGAAUGUAUCCUCAUUUACUCAAUAAAUGUUCGUACCCGGAUUAAAUGUGAGGAAACUAUUUAAAAAAAACUGAUCUAGAACACUUACACUAUGAGUCUUCAUACACUGUCCAGUGUCGGAUGCCGUCAUGGAGAUAAAAAUAAAGCACUUCAAAGACUCGUAAGAAACGUUUUCUGACAUGAAACCACAGCUCACAUUUUUGUAGACAGAUCUCAACUUCUUGCUUUAAGGGAAUGGCACUCAGACAGUAGAAGAAAGUUCUCAAUGGUUAGAAUGUAUGUUCGUCUUGUCAGAACUUUUAAGAUUAAUGACCUGCCUUCAUAAAUGCCCUGUUUGCCAUAUUGUGUAUGUGCUCUUUACAAUCACCCUGGGUGCUAAAUUACAACACGGUGUCGAAAAACAGCAAGCGAACCCCCGUUGUUUGGAAUGAAGAACCACACACAGCCUCCCACACGAUACUGUGUUUAGAGACACAUGGUCACCGAAAGCCUUUUUAAUUGGAAAGAUUAGCCUACCUCCUUACCAGCGGUAAGAAAAAUUCAAUAUCCAGUGUUUUAGAUCAAUUUGAGAAAAUAAUGCAUGCCUUUUUCACCAGGCCAAGAAUUACCAUUGGCCAAUUUUGAUCAUGUGACGAGGAAUUGGAUGCAAUUUCGCCCUAGUCUUCAGUUUACAAGACCAAGGUCCCCAUACGCCAGUAAUAUCACUAUUAUACACAAUUAUUAAAGCCUGCAAAUACACAGUAGCGGGCGUUUUAUCUUUUUUAUAUAUUGUUUUGAUACCACACUUGCUUUCUGGUCAGGAGAAGCGAUGAAUUUUGAAUUUGAGAGGGAGAUUGGGUUUAUAAACAGUCAGCCUUCCCUCGCAGAGUGCCUGACGUCUUUUCCCGCUGUCCUGGAGUCAUUUCAAACUUCAUCAAUCAAGGACUCGACAUUAAUUCCUCCUCCUUUUGAGCACACCAUCCCCAGCCUGAAUCCCUGUUCUAGCAGCCAGGCGCGACCGAGAAGCCAAAAACGAGUUUCAAAUGGCCUCCUGCUCCGGACGGCGGCACAGCAGGGCCCAGCUCCGGCGGCGAACAACGGCCCGCCGGCACCCGAGUUCCCAUGGAUGAAAGAGAAGAAAUCCUCAAAGAAGAGCCAGCAACCGGCAAAUGUAACCAUCGUCUCCUCCCCCACCUCUGCUUCCUCCAGCUUAGCAGUUUCGGGACUGGAGUCUCCGACAGAGGCACAGAAUGGUUUGGACAAUGGAGGCAGCUCUCGACGACUUAGGACAGCCUACACAAAUACGCAGCUUCUGGAGCUAGAGAAAGAAUUUCAUUUCAAUAAAUAUCUUUGCCGACCUCGCCGAGUUGAAAUAGCAGCAUUGCUGGAUUUAACCGAACGACAGGUUAAAGUGUGGUUCCAGAAUCGGAGGAUGAAGCACAAGCGACAGACGACGCAUCAUAAGGAGGGCCAGGAAGGGGACUCUAGCGGGCUUGAACUCAUGGAAGGAGGUGAUGCAGCUUCUCCUUUUUCGAGCCAACUUUUGGACACGUCGGGCUCUACCCUCUCGGAAAACGAGACUUUGUCUUAUCCCAACAGCAGCGUCAAUAACCACCCCACCCCCUCGAAGACACAACCAACCAUCCAGAAGCGUACAUCAGCUCCGGACAAAACUGCGAUAUCGCCCCCGUAUCCAACGCCCACUGUAGAUAACCUUCCUACAAUAGACGAUGGCUGUGCAUCUGGCCCUGAUAAUUCGUUUUCAGAGUCACAGGAUGCCGACUCCCUCCCGGAUUUGAAUUUCUUUUCUACCGACUCCUGCCUACAGAUUUCUGACGCGUUGUCGCCUAGCCUACAAAGCUCGCUCGACAGUCCAGUAGAUUUUAGCGAAGAAGACUUUGAUCUGUUCACGAGCACCCUUUGUACUAUAGAUUUACAACAUUUGCAGUUCUAACAAAGUAAUUUACUUUAGUUGAAAUGUGCUCAGUGAUUAUUAUGGAGAUUAGGCUACAUCAUGGUAUGACUGGAAAAUUAACAAACGUUAUGUCGGGUUAUGAUCUAGAUAUGAACGGCUUAUAAUGUGAUAUGGGAACGAAUAUUUCCAUUUUCUGAAACAUGUAAGCAUUUCAUUGAAUUGUAAUUCCAUCGGGAUUGCACUGUGCAGAUGUCAGGUAUUUAGUUGGUUUGAAUUUGUCUUAUUUUAUUUGGAUUGAUUUAUGGACCACACAGGAGUGCGGCAGAAGAUCAGUGUAGCCUAAACUCAAUCGUUGAACUCUCAGGAAGAACAUUCAUACUAAAAGGGUGUUGUCCCUCUUUAUGAGUUUUAGAAAUAGUUUAUUUAUUGAAAUUCUUUAAUAGUAAAUUUCAAAAUAUUUAUUGUACAUUAUUUUCAUAGUUGAAAUAAAAGAAAACAUUUAUAUGCCGGAGUAUGUGUUUUGAGCUUGUUUUCCAAUUGCGCGACUGAUUGCCUACAAUUGCUUGUGUUUAUUUAGGCUACCUCACCAUUAA